UGAUUUUCCCUCCCCUCUUUAUUUUCUUUUCGCUGUUUUUUCUUCCAAUCCAAACAGCCGAUUUUCCGAGAAAAAAAAAAAAAAAACAAAAGAAAAGCAAAAUCCGGUUCUCUCUCUCUGUUUGAGAUUUUAUCAAAAGAAACAAACAAACCUCUGCCUCUCAAAACUCACCACUUGGAAUUUAAUUAUUACAAAAGGAUUCAGAAGAGAAAGAACUCUAUCCAAUCCAUACCGACUUCUUUAUCCGAUUGCCUCGAUUCUAGCAAAAAUUCGCCCAAAUUUCGAUUUCGAUUUCGAAGUAUUUGGGCUUUUUUAAGAGUUGCUGACCUCAAUUUUCUAAUUUUCCCGAGAAAAUAAGAAGGAAAGAUGAUGCGGAGGCAGCAGGAACAAGACCAGCAGUCUAGGGUUUUCUACGAGCUAUCGGCUCUGGUUCUCAACCUCCUCCGAUCUCCUUCCACACCGAUUCAAUUCUCCGAUAACUCCACGGUGAUGCCGCCGUCUUCGUCUUCGUCGUCGUUGAGGCGGCCGCCGGCGGCGUCGACGGCGCAGAUCUCUCCGGCUGGGUUCGCGUCGUUGAUGCUGGGGAUUUCGAUGGCUCUGAUGCUGUGCGGAUCGGUGACUUUCUUCAUUGGGUUCUUAUUGAUGCCGUGGGUGCUGGGAUUGUUGAUGGUGUUGUAUGUGGCGGGGAUCCUAUCGAGCCUCUCCUUCUUGGGGAAGUCCAUUCUUUGCUACGCCUCUGCUCCGUCGACGCCGCGGAGGGACAUUCCUGCAUGGAAGCUAUUGUGAAGGAGAGGGAGGAGGUGGUUCAAGAAAGUUGAUAUGUCUUAUGGAAGGACGGAGCAGCAGCAGCAGCAGCAGCACAGAUGUUGUUCUUGUGAGAGUGGUGCUGCAUAUAGGUAAAGGGGGCGGAAAAUUAAAUACGAGAGCUUGUUGAAGUAAUUGAUGCAUACACAGUGGAUAAAUGUUUUAUUAAUACUCUACUGAAUACGGGGAAAUGGCUUCUGAAAUAGUGAAUUGUUGAAGGAUGAUGGAAUUCCUGGUUUUGAGGAGAUGGCGGGGGAUGUCGCUUAGCCUCUUCGUUGUUCUGAUAUCUGUGUUGUUCAGUGCAUAUACAUCUCUAUAUAUCUCUUGUUCUCAAAUCUGUAAAAGUUUAUAGCUCAGCUCAACAUUUCUUCAAUUUCUGGAACAAAUGAUCUUUCACUUGUUGUUUUGUGCA
Messenger RNA from Pyrus x bretschneideri (Chinese white pear), 1216 nucleotides. RefSeq lists its product as uncharacterized. The coding region runs from base 367 to 786 and encodes 139 amino acids. Lineage: Eukaryota; Viridiplantae; Streptophyta; Magnoliopsida; Rosales; Rosaceae. The record is from RefSeq and is a predicted model, not a curated record. The transcript has 2 exons.